GAGCAUCUCAGGAGUAUGCAGGGGCCGCCAGGACAUAACAAAGAGGAAAGGGCGGGCCCAGGGAUUCAACCAUUGGCAGGGAGUGCCCUGCCACAAUCCUAACAGCUGAGGACACAGCCGAGAGUGUUUGCAGGGUCCCAGACAGUCUAAAAUGGAACUUGGCUUUUCAGGGGUCCGAGGCAUCCCCAGGUCACAUGGGAGGGCACUGAGUAGGGCUUCUGUCUGUGGGAAAACUGGACAAUUCUAUCUAGCUCGCCCGAGCUGUGUCUAGAGACAUUUAACUCAGGUGGUGUUUCAGCCCCCAGUUUGCAAGAAUCGACAAGGAAGCCCACCCCUCAGUGGUGAUGGGAGGCUUCCAGCAUGGAACCUAGGUCCACCGGGAGAUCAGUGCUUAUGUGCCUUAGAUGCAGACUUGCUGUGAGACACAGCACGCUUCGCCGUAACCAUGUGGCAGACUUAAGUGUCAGGAACCUCACCACCUCCUGUACCUCCCCUGAGUCCGCAGGACCCCGUGAAGCAGGUGCCCCUAGGAUUAUCUGUGUGGGGAAGCAAAGGCUCAGAGUGGGUGAGCCAGGCAGCUGGGGAUCAGCAGGGCAACUGUGCCCACCUUGGCAUCUCCUCACCCGAGCCCUCUCUCUCAACCACUGGGCCAGGCUCCUGGGCCGGAUGGCUGACACCUGAAGGUCAGAGGCAUUUCUGAUUCCUGAAAUCUCGGGAAGAUCUUCAACCCCAGGAGUAGAGUUGAGGUGGGGGGUAUUAGUGGUGUGGGCCACCCAUGUGGGCCGCCCUGCAUGGACGCUUCUUUGAUGCUAGAGCACCAGGCCAUAGAGCAGGAUGGCAGCUCUCACAGCCUGGACACAGAGCCAGACGGAGUUCCCAUGGACGGCAGUCACAGGAAAGAGAGCCACACUGUGUGCGAAGGCCCAGGGUAACCACCCCCUCCCAUGUGCCUGGGACCAUGGUAUGCAGAGCAAGGACUGCCUGGGGUAGACAUGGACAGGCUGCAGAGCCCAGAGAAUGGCAACUGUCCUCCUUCUGUGUCCCUGGGACCUUGUCCAUAACCUCUACAGCCCCCACUCUGGGGCUCCUGCAGACUGACGGCAGGGCCCGGAGAGGGUCUGUGUGGGGGACUGGCUGCCCAGCCAGUGACAGUGCACAGAGGGCCAGGUGGCUGUACCCUUGACUGUGGACACCCACCCUGGACAUGGCUGUGCUUGAGCGCAAGGGUGCCAUGCCGAACCCUCAAGGCAUUUAUGAACACAGUGGAGGGGCUGACUUUGAGGGUCACACGUCUGUCAGUGCACAUCUGCCCAGCCCUGGGGCUCCAGGACCAGAAGGCCAUGCCCGGUUUGCAUGAGUGCUCAGCCUGGGACUUCACGCCCAUGCACAAGUGUCAUGGGGCCCACUGCCGUGAUGAGCGUGGACCAGGAGACUGACACGCUGACCAGCCUGGGUGCAGCCAGCCAUUUAUUAAGUCACUUAAUGACUGCCUUGUGAUGUCAGCCCUGAGGAAGCAGAGGCCUUUGAUGAGGGGCCAAGCACCCUUGUGAGUAUGGACUGCUCCUGGCCAUUACACUGUCCCAUUUCCAGGAAGGAGGGACGUACCACCCUCCAUGUUGCUGUGGACAAGGAGGGUGCCAUGAUGGACAGUGUGCCCAGCUUCUGGGGGGCUCCCUUUCUUCCAAACACAGGGCCUCCAGCCCUCGGCUCAGGGAGCCGUGACCCUCCCCGUGGACCUUUCAGUUGCCCUGGCUCAGCCUGUGUCCAUGGACCACCGCGGUUCAGGCUGAUGCUGGAAGACAGCACUUUCCAGGCUUUGAGGGAAGAGCCUUUGUUCAAGAGGCUGCACACCAAGUGUGCUGCCCUGCCUGGGGGAGAGGGCAUCCUCCUCUCCCUCCCCUUCCCCAGGAAGUGGUGGACCAUCAUCAACAGUCACCGCUUUAUGUCCUUCUGGUGGGAGGAAGACGGCAGUUGUGUAGGCAUCAAUGAGGAGCUCUUCGAGAACAUGGAGUGGGGGGGCUCAAACAAGUUAUUUGAAACAGACUGCAUGAAGAGCUUCGUCUGCCAGCUUAGCCUGUAUGGAUUCAGCAAAGUGCGCCAAGAUGUGCUCACCUCCCUCUGCCUGACCACCCUGCUCAUGGAGGAGCUGCCUGUCUGUGUCCUGAGCAAGUUACAGUUCUGUUGCAGUUUCCUGUCUAAGAGAGACAGCCCACACCUCCUGCGGAAGAUGAAGGGGAGAGUGGGCGUUAAGUCUGCUUCUCGGCAGGGGAUCCAGGAACCAGGAGGUGAAGGCAGAGGUCUAAGGACCGUGUCCAGAGGACAGAGAACAGAGGAGGUCCAGGCAGUGCCAGGAGUCAAGUCCCAGGCAUUGCACUCGGGAUUGACAUGAGUGAGCUGAGCAAGCCUGAGGAAGACCUUCAGGAGCCAGGCGAGGCCCACGACCUGGAGGAGGAGCAACUCUUGGGGGCUGAGGCAGGGGAGGCUGCAUCCGCCUCGGCCUCCUCCCUGCCAGUCUCCUGCUCCACCCUUGCAGAGGCCUUGUCCCAGGAAGCUCUGAAUGAGAUGCCAGUUAACCUGAUGAAGUUCCUGCUCUUCAAGUAUCAGGCCAAGGAGCUGACCUCUGAGGCAGAAAUGCUGAAGAAGGACCUCAGGGAUAACCAGAAGCACUUCCCGGUGGUCUUCAGCCAAGCCUCAGAGUGCCUUCAGCUGGUCUGUGGUGUUGAGGUGAAGGAGGUGGACCCCAUGGAGCACAUCUACAUCAUGGUCUCCACCCUGGGAUUCACCUGCAAUGCAAUGCUGAGCAGUGGGCAGGGCUUGCCUAAGGCCAGUCUCCUGGUGCUCGUCCUCAGCCUGAUCAUGCGGAAUGGAGACCGCACCCCUGUGGAGGAGGUCUGGGGAACACUCAGCAGAUUGGGUGUGUGUCGGGAGUGAGCACUGUGUCUUUGGCGAGCACAGGACACUGCUGCUGACCCAUGUGUGGGUGCAGGAGGGGUACCUGGAGUACCGGCAGACGCCUGACAACGACCCUCAUCGAUAUGAGUUCCUGUGGGGUCCCUGGGCCUAUGCAGAGACCAACAAGUAGGAAGUCACAGAGUAUCUGCUCAGAGUCAGCCAAAGGUUUUCCAGGGCCAUCCCACCCCUGUCUGCAAAGUCUGUGAGGGAGGAGAAGAGGAGCCCUGACCCAGAGAAGCCGCCAAACUGAUCCUUCCCUCUGUGAUUGAAGAGAGAGCAGUCAGCCUUCUCAGUAGUGAUAGCCUGGGCCACUUGGGGGAACCCGGUGUAUAACAUAUUUGUGUUCCUUUUCUCUGCGAUGACGUGGAAAUUUAUCUCUUUUUUUAUGAGUUUUUCAAAUGUGUUUUUUCAGCUUAAGCCUUAAUAAACUUCAGUAUCUAACUUGGUGAAUGACAUUGAUCACACAUGUAUUUGUACUUAACCAGUUUAAGGACCAGAGUUUUGCUGUUUUGUAAAAGAGAUUGGGAACUCUCCCGUUUUAUUUUAUGACCCUGAGCAAGAUAACAUGGAACUGGAAUUAACAACUAUUUUGGAUAUGUGAACUUACUAGCAGUAUAUAGUUGGUGGAAGAAUUGGAAAAUAAAAGAAAUGA
Molecule: messenger RNA, 3604 nt
Organism: Dama dama (fallow deer)
Lineage: Eukaryota; Metazoa; Chordata; Mammalia; Artiodactyla; Cervidae
Product: melanoma-associated antigen 8-like
Exons: 4
Coding region: 1553-2389 (278 amino acids)
Biological process (GO): negative regulation of transcription by RNA polymerase II
Cellular component (GO): nucleus
Molecular function (GO): DNA-binding transcription factor activity; sequence-specific DNA binding
Source: RefSeq, a predicted model, not a curated record